GAAUCGGAAGCUAACAGCGGCUAACUUCCUGUGGCGGGACGAGGAUUUGAAGAAACCCGCGCGGCUCGUUAACCAAAGGUGCUAAUUACCGCUCCCCCCGUGGGAAAACGGACCCAGACCAACUUCCAUGUAACUCCUCCUGCAGCGGAGGAGCCCGCCUGCCGCUGCGGGCGUGAGGGGGACGGGAAACCGCCCCCUCUGAGCGGACGGACUGACGGACGGGAGCCGCCGAUGGAGACCUGCCCUCCUCGGAUCAUUUCCAACUCGGGACUUGAAGUGACAGCAUCUCCUGCCGGGAGUCCGCCUCACUCUGCCCUCUGUGGAUCUACUGGAGGCUUUACAUGAUUUUUAUUUUUUUACCUGUCGGAGGAGAGAAAACCCAUAUCGGAUCUAUGAAAAAACCCGCGUGGAUUUGUAACAUCUUUUCAAAGCAGGAGGAAUGCAUAUUUUGUCUGUGAAACUAACUUUUUUGCUGUCGCUGUUGGGCUUAACACGAGGUCUAAGAUGCUCCAUGCCCACUGAGUCAUGUUUGAACCAGGGGAAGUGUGAAGCAACUCCAGAUGGCAACGGAGAGUGCAAGUGCCAGCAUGGAUUUGUUGGAAGCAGAUGUCAGUUUCAUGACCCCUGCAACAAUCUGCCGUGUGCGAAUGGCGGCACGUGUCGAGCCGUCUCCAAAGGCAACACGGUGGACUUCAACUGCACCUGCAAACUUGGCUUCACUGACCGCCGCUGCAUGACGCCCAUAAACAUCGCCUGCUUCAGCUCACCGUGCCGCAACGAGGGCACCUGUGAGCCCGAGGGUCUGCAGGGCUACAGAUGCCGCUGCCCACCUGGAUUUGCAGGUGAAGACUGCUCCAAAGCCGACCCGUGUGCCUCAAACCCAUGUGCAAACGGUGGCCGCUGCUCCUUGUUUGAGUCCUUCUUCAUCUGCACCUGCACGCCUUUCUUCUCUGGGCAGACCUGCAAACAAGACAUCAACGAAUGCGACAUCAACCCACCGCUCUGCAAAAACGGCGGCUUGUGCAUCAACGAAGUGGGCGGCUACAGAUGCCAGUGCCCCCCUGAAUACAUCGGGAAACACUGCGAGACGCGCUACCUGCCCUGCAACCCGUCGCCCUGCCUUAAUGGAGGCACCUGCAUUCAAAAGGGCGAGACCAACUAUGAGUGCUCCUGUGUGCCAGGUUUUACAGGAAAAAACUGCAACAGCAACAUUAACGACUGUCCAGGUCACGAGUGUCAGAAUGGAGGCACAUGCGUGGAUGGAGUCAACACUUAUAACUGCCAGUGUAAACCCGAGUUUACAGGUCAGCUCUGCAUGGACGACGUCGAUGAGUGCCAGCUGAUGCCCAACGCCUGCCAAAACGGCGGUACCUGCCACAACACGUACGGCGGCUACCAGUGCGUGUGCGUGAACGGCUGGACCGGGGACGACUGCAGCAAGAACAUCGACGACUGUGCCAAUGCCGCCUGCUACAAGGGGUCCACCUGUCACGACCGCGUGGCGUCCUUCUACUGCGAGUGUCCUCCCGGGCGCACCGGCCUGCUCUGCCAGCUGGACGACGCCUGCAUCAGCAAUCCCUGCCAGAAAGGCUCGAACUGCGAUACCAACCCUGUCACUGGAAACCACUUUUGUACCUGCCCCUCGGGGUAUUUUGGACCCUCCUGUGACAAGGAUGUGGAUGAGUGCUCCUUGGGUCCCAACCCCUGUGAGCAUGCUGGGAAGUGCUUAAACACUAAGGGCUCGUUCCAGUGUAAGUGCCAGCGGGGUUAUGUCGGGCCACGCUGCGAGUUGGACGUCAAUGAGUGCAUCUCCAAUCCGUGUAAGAACGAGGCCACCUGCUUGGACCAGAUAGGGGACUUCCAAUGCAUCUGCAUGCCAGGUUACGAGGGGGAAUUCUGUGAGAUCAAUACGGACGAGUGUGCCAACGGCCCCUGCUUCAACAGCGGCAAGUGUAUCGACAAGAUCAACGGCUUCCACUGCGAGUGCCCCACAGGGACCAUGUGCAACAUUGAUAUCGAUGAGUGUGCUGUAAACCCCUGCCGGAACGGCGGCACCUGUAUCGACGGCAUCAACUCUUUCACCUGCAAGUGUCCGGACGGCUACCAGGAUCCCACCUGCUUCUCCCAGGUCAACGAGUGUCUCAGCAACCCCUGCAUCCACGGUCACUGCGAGGACAAGAUCAACGGCUAUGAAUGUUUGUGCGACUCUGGCUGGAGCGGUAAGAACUGUGACAUCAACAACAACGAGUGUGAAUCCAACCCAUGUAUGAACGGAGGUACCUGCAAGGACAUGACCAGCGGCUACGUCUGCACCUGUCGCAUGGGCUUCACCGGACCAAACUGUCAGACAAACAUCAACGAAUGCGCCUCCAACCCCUGCCUCAACCAGGGAACGUGCAUCGAUGAUGUUGCAGGGUACAAGUGUAACUGUGUCCUGCCUUACACGGGAGAACACUGUGAAACACUGAUGGCGCCCUGUAACUCCAAACCCUGUAAACAUGGAGGAGUGUGUCGUGAGUCGGACGACUACCUGAGCUUCUCCUGUGCCUGUCCUGAAGGGUGGCAAGGCCAAACAUGUGAGGUGGACAUCAAAGAGUGCGUGAAGAACCCGUGUCUGAAUGGAGCCACCUGCCAGAACACUCUGGGCAGCUACCAGUGCAGCUGCAAACCCGGUUUCACUGGACGCAACUGUGAGGCCAACAUUGAUGACUGCAAGCCCAACCCCUGCAACAACGGAGGCCGCUGUCAGGACGAGGUGAACAACUUCCUGUGCACCUGCUUGCUCGGGUUUCGGGGCACAACGUGCGAGGAGGACAUUAACGAGUGUGAAAGCAACCCGUGCAAAAAUGGAGCUAAUUGCACAGAUUGCGUCAACAGCUACACCUGCACCUGCCCGGCCGGCUUUAGUGGGAUCAACUGUGAAAAUAACACCCCUGACUGCACAGAGAGCUCGUGCUUUAACGGCGGCACCUGUGUGGACGGCAUCAACGCCUUCACCUGCCUGUGCCCGCCGGGCUUCACCGGGAACUACUGCCAGCACGACAUCAACGAGUGCGACUCCAAACCCUGCAUGAACGGCGGCACCUGCCAGGACAGCUACGGCACCUACAAAUGCAGCUGUCCGCAUGGCUACACGGGGCUCAACUGUCAGAACUUGGUGAACUGGUGCGACUCCUCGCCCUGUAAAAAUGGAGGCUCCUGCUGGCAGAGAGUCACCGCCUACAGCUGCGAGUGUGAAACUGGCUGGACGGGCCUUUAUUGUGACGUGCCAAGUGUUUCCUGUGAAGUGGCGGCCAAACAAAGAGGAGUUGACAUUUCCCAGCUGUGUCAGAACUCCGGCCAGUGUCUGGACGCCGGAAACGUUCACUACUGUCACUGCCAGGCUGGAUACACGGGCAGCUACUGUGAGGAGCAGGUGGAUGAAUGUACGCCCAACCCCUGCCAGAACGGCGCCACCUGCACAGACUUUCUGGGUGGAUACAGCUGCAAGUGCCUGCCUGGCUUCUUGGGGACCAACUGCUCGGUGGAGAUCAAUGAAUGUUUCUCUCAGCCGUGCCAGAACGGGGGCACCUGCAUUGACCUGAUCGAUACUUACAAAUGCUCCUGUCCCAGAGGAACCCAAGGUGAGCACUGCGAGGUCAACUUUGACGACUGCAGCCCGUUCACCGACCCCUUCACCAAGGAGCCCAAGUGCUUCAACCAGGGCAAGUGUGUGGACAGAGUGGGGGGGUACCACUGCAUCUGUCCCUCGGGGUAUGUGGGGGAGCGCUGUGAGGGAGACGUCAACGAAUGUCUGUCUAACCCCUGCGACCCCCGCGGCACGCACAGCUGCAUCCAGCUCACCAACAACUACCGCUGCGAGUGUCGCACCGGAUACACAGGUCAGCGGUGCGACAAGGUGUUUGAUGGCUGUAAGAGUCGACCCUGUCGUAACGGAGGGACGUGUGCGGUGGCCAGCAACACGCCACACGGCUUCAUCUGCAAAUGUCCUCCUGGCUUCACCGGCUCCACCUGUGAGUACGACUCCCAGACCUGCGGUAGCCUCCACUGCCGCAACGGAGGGACCUGCAUUUCUGGACACAAGAGUCCCAAGUGUCUGUGCCCGCCGUCCUUCACCGGACCGGACUGCCAGCACCCCACCGACAGCCCCUGCAACUCCAACCCGUGCUACAACGGCGGCACGUGCCAACACACGGCCGAGGCGCCAUACUUCCACUGCGUCUGUCCGUCCAAGUUCAACGGCCUUCUCUGCCACAUCCUGGACAACGGCUUCCAGGGGGGGGUCGGCAGCAGCGUGCCCACGCUGCCCGAGGUGACGGUUUCCUGCGGCAUCCCGCAGUGCGAGGCGUACAAGCACAACAAGUACUGCAACACCAUCUGCAACAACCACGAGUGCGGCUGGGACAACGGCGACUGCUCGCUCAACUUUGACGACCCCUGGAAGAACUGCUCCGCCUCGCUGCAGUGCUGGCGCUACUUCAACGACGGGAAAUGUGAUUCGCAGUGCGACAACGCCGGCUGCCUCUACGACGGCUUCGACUGCCAGAACCUGGAAGGGCAGUGCAACCCUCUGUACGACCAGUACUGCAGGGACCACUACGCCGACAACCACUGCGACCAGGGCUGCAACAACGCCGAGUGUGAGUGGGACGGCCUGGACUGUGCCAAGAACCUCCCCGAGAAGCUGGCCGUCGGCCGCCUGGUCCUGGUGGUCCACAUCAGUCCGGAUCACCUCCUGAACAAAUCCUCCACCUUCCUGCGGGAGCUGAGCCGUGUCCUCCGCACCAACGUGCUGUUCCGGAAGGAUUCCAACGGCGAAAUCAUGGUCUAUCCGUACUACGGCGACGAGCACGAGCUGAAGAAGUACAACGUCAAGCGCUCGGUGGACUCCUGGUCGGAGGUUCCUGCCAAGGUGCUGAACGUGAUGAAGAGGAGUCUGUAUGGAGCUGUGGGGAGCAGCAGGAGAGCCAAGAGGGAGCUGGACCAUCUCCAGAUCAAAGGCUCCAUCGUUCAUCUGGAGAUGGACAACCGGCAGUGCUUCCAGCAGUCCAGCGAAUGCUUCCAGAGCACCACGGAUGCCGCCGCCUUUCUCGGCGCUUUGGAGUCCAGCGGCAAAUUAGACGUUCCUUUCACCAUCGAAGCCGUCUACAGCAACGUGGAACCCAAGAACGCUCAGGGACUAUACCCCAUCUACCUAGUCCUCGGCGGCGUGGGGAUUCUGGCCUUACUGGGGGUGGGGAUGGUGGCCGCCCGGAAGCGGCGCCACGAGCAAGGGCGCCUCUGGCUUCCUGAGGGCUUCAAGACCACGGAGAGCAGCAAGAAGAAGAGGCGGGAGCCGGUCGGAGAGGAUUCGGUGGGGUUGAAGCCGCUGAAGAACUCCGACAUCUCGCUGAUGGACGACAUGCCCACCGAGUGGGGGGAGGACGAACCCACCGACGCAACACGCUUCAAGCAGUUUGAGGAGCAGGCGGUCCUGGACACGGACGAUCAGACGGACCACCGUCAGUGGACACAGCAGCACCUGGACGCCGCCGACCUGCGCAUCCCCUCCAUCGCCCCCACUCCCCCUCAGGGCGAGAUCGAGAACGACUGCAUGGACGUGAACGUGAGGGGACCAGAUGGAUUCACCCCGCUGAUGAUCGCAUCCUGCAGUGGCGGCGGGCUGGAGACGGGCAACAGCGAGGAGGAGGAAGACGCCUCGGCGAACGUCAUAAACGACUUCAUCUACCAGGGCGCCAACCUUCACAACCAGACCGACCGCACUGGCGAGACGGCUCUGCACUUGGCUGCGCGCUACGCCCGCUCGGAUGCGGCCAAGCGCCUGCUGGAGGCCAGCGCCGACGCCAACAUCCAGGACAACAUGGGACGGACGCCGCUGCACGCCGCGGUGGCCGCAGACGCACAGGGAGUGUUCCAGAUUCUAAUACGGAACCGCGCCACCGAUCUGGACGCUCGCAUGCAUGACGGCACCACGCCGCUCAUCUUGGCGGCCAGGCUGGCGGCGGAGGGGAUGGUGGAGGAGCUCAUCAACUGUCACGCUGAUGUCAACGCCAUCGAUGACUUUGGUAAAUCCGCUCUUCACUGGGCCGCCGCGGUAAACAACGUGGAGGCAGCCAUCGUCCUGCUGAAGAACGGCGCCAACAAAGACAUGCAGAACAACAAGGAGGAAACUCCUCUGUUUCUGGCGGCCCGGGAGGGGAGCUACGAGACGGCGAAGGUCCUGCUGGAGCACUUUGCCAACAGAGAAAUAACCGACCACAUGGACCGGCUGCCCAGAGACAUCGCACAGGACAGAAUGCAUCACGACAUCGUGCGGCUGAUGGACGAGUACAACAUGGUACGCAGUCCUCCCAUGCACGGAGGCGCCCUGAGCACCACGCUGUCCCCUCCUCUCUGCUCCCCCAACGGCUUCCUGAGCAGCAUGAAGCAGCCUCAGCCGCAAAGCCAGAAAAAGGCCCGCAAACCCAGCGCCAAGGCCAUCGGCUGCAAGGACGGCAAAGACAUGAAGGUGAAGAAGAAGAACUCACAGGACGGGAAGUCCGUCAACCUGCUGGACAGCUCGGCUGUCCUGUCCCCGGUGGACUCGCUGGAGUCUCCUCACGGCUACGUCUCCGACGUGGCGUCUCCUCCCAUGAUGACGUCUCCUUUCCAGCAGUCGCCGUCCGUGUCCCUGAACCACCUGCAGGGCAUGUCGGACCCCCACCUGGCCGUCGGCCACAUGGUGAUGCCAAACAAGCAGGAGCUGGCCCGGAUGCAGUUCGACCCGCUGCCCCCCCGCCUGACCCACCUCCCGGUCCCCGGCUCUGGAGGUCAGGGGUCAAUGAACGGCCAGUGUGACUGGCUCUCCAGGAUGCACAGCGGCAUGAGCCAAACGGGCCAGUUCAACCCCAUGAGAGGCGGCCACCAGGGGGCGCAGCACGGCAUGAUGACCACCGCGCUCCACAACGGACACCCCGCCUCCAGCCUGACCCAGAUGAUGACCUACCAGGGGAUCCAGGGCACCAGGCUGGGCCCUCCGGUCCACAUGAUGCAGCAGCAGCAGAUCCAGCAGCUGCAGAACCUCCAGCAGCUGCAGCUGCAGCACCAGAACUCAAACACCACCAACAGCCAGAACUUCAUCAGCGGCGAGCUGAGUUCUCCAGAGCUCCAGCCGGGAUCCGGCAGCUCCAGCAUUCCCAUCCACACCAUCCUCCCCCAGGAGAGCCAGAUCCUGCCCUCCUCCAUCAGCCAGUCCAUGCCCAGCACCCAGUUCCUGACCCCACCCUCCCAGCACAGCUACUCGGGCCCCAUGGACAACACUCCCAACCAUCAGGUGCAGGUUCCCGACAACCCCUUCCUGACCCCAUCCCCCGGCUCCCCGGACCAGUGGUCCAGCUCGUCUCCUCAUUCCAACAUGUCCGACUGGUCCGAGGGCAUUUCCAGUCCGGCCACCAGCAUGCAGUCUCAGAUGGGACACCUUCCGGAGCAGUUCAAAUAAACCCAGCAGAUUUAAAGGACUUUAUGCGCUUUUAUACUAACAGCAUCUGCAUCUUUUGACUUUUUAUUUAUUAAUGUCUCGUUAUUUAUGUGCCUGCUUGUUGACGUCUGUGGCGUUAGGUCAGACGCUCCUCCUGUAGUACCUCCUUCUGCCUGGAGGGCGCAGCGUACACACUGGGUAUUUAUUUUCUUCAAAACUUGUAGUCUUUGCUUUUUUUAUAUUAUUUCUUUAUCCCUGUUUGUGUAUUUUUUUUGUACAAUCUGAGACCCGGAUUAAAUUAGAGCACAUUUUUCAGUUUCAGUGUUACGAAGUUUUGGGAAAUAUUAGUUGCUGCUCGCUGUGAAUUUUUCUUUUCCUUAUCGUCGGACGGGUGGAGCAGCUCUUAUUACAUUCGUGGAUGUGAUUAUGUUGUACAGAGUACGGCCAUCUUGGAGAUUGGCAGUGAAGGCAGGCUUGUGUUAUAAGUCCUGCUGGAGAACCGGCCUGUUGGCCGCCAUGUUGGUUUGGUUUUUCCCCCAAAGGGAACAGGAAGCGCCGUCUUUCCCUCCCUCCCUCCGGUCAGUUUGAGCCUAUGGCUGCUCUUCCCUCUGUAAAUAUGCUCCGCUUUCCCCUUGUAAGCAAGAUUUUGUUUAAGAAAUCGAAUGCCUUGGACGUGGAUUGGAUGGGUCAGUAGUUUCUGAAGUGUAAGACAUAGGAGAUUAUAUAUUUUGUAUAUUAAAACCCCCAAUGCAAAUAAAAAAAUGAAAGGAAGCAGAUGAAAUAUAUGAUUAGAUAAGACUGAUUCUAAGGUUUUUGUAUGAAGUUGUGAAUCACCAUAAAUCACUGAGAAAACUUUUUUUUUGUUCCAAUAAAACCUGUUGGUAAAGUUCUCUGUGAUGUUCUUAGUGAGAUGUUCUCAAAAAAUCCAAACUGUUAUGAAAUCUGCAAUAUGUUUGUUUUCUUUGUCAAAUUCUACUUUUCCUGAAAUGUUUUUUCUUUGAUUUUUUAUCCUGUAAAAAUAUCUUGUUAUAAUGAACGGCACUUGCGAUUCUCAAAUUGA
Messenger RNA from Oryzias melastigma (Indian medaka), 8516 nucleotides. RefSeq names its product notch receptor 1. Gene Ontology annotation, molecular function: Notch binding; calcium ion binding; signaling receptor activity. NCBI's taxonomy places the organism in Eukaryota, Metazoa, Chordata, Actinopteri, Beloniformes, Adrianichthyidae. The record is from RefSeq and is a predicted model, not a curated record. Gene Ontology annotation, biological process: Notch signaling pathway; regulation of developmental process; cell differentiation. Gene Ontology annotation, cellular component: membrane.